AUGACCGAAGAACAAAGACAGCAACACCUAGCUAGAAGACGUGCAACUUAUCGCGAGACGAUUCGACAAGGAAAACAAAUUGCCAUGUCAACUGAUACAACUCCUAUUUCAACUCCUAUGCCAAACACAGGAAUGAAAGCAAUGAUACUGGCACAAGUAAUAGAGAUCCUAAUAACAUUGUUGGGGAAAUGUCUCUUUGCCACAAGUAAAUGCUCCCCAGGAAUAGAUUUCAUGGGCAGUCGUCAAGACAUGACCCAACGGUACGAUGAUGGAAUGGCUAUUGUUCUUAAAGAAGGAAAACCGGAUAUUUUUCUCACUAUGACAUGCAAUCCAUCAUGGUCAGAAAUAGCUUCAGAACUCAGUCCUACUCAAACUCCACAAGAUCUUCCGGAUCUAACAACUAGGAUUUUCAGAGCCAAAUUCAAACAAUUAAAGGAGGAUGUCAUUACCAAGGGUGUAUUGGGAAAGGUAAAAAGUUAUAUUUAUGUCACCAAGUUUCAGAAAAGAGGAUUACCACACAUACAUAUGUUGCUAAUCCUAGAAAACAACGACAAGUUGAGUGAUGCUGACCAAUAUGAUAGUUUGGUUCGAGCGGAAAUACCAUGUAAAGAAGCAGAACCGCACAUACAUGAGGCAGUGCUAAGGCAUAUGGUCCAUGUUCCUUGCGGAACACUUAAUCAAUCUUCACCAUGCAUGAAAAAUGGUCAAUGUAAACACAACUAUCCAAAAGAGUUCGUAGCAGAGACACGACGAGAUGAUGACUCAUAUCCUCAAUAUAGGAGGCGAUUUGAUACUCCAAUCCCUAUAAACCAAAAUGUCACAAUUGACAAUAGAUGGGUAGUUCCGUACAACCCUUGGCUACUACUGAAGUAUGAUUGCCAUAUCAAUGUAGAGAUAUGUAGCAGUAUCAAGAGUAUAAAGUAUCUAUACAAGUAUUGCUAUAAGGGACCAGAUCGUGUUGCAAUGAAGGUUCACAGAAGUUCUCAUUAUGAUGAGGUGAAACAGUUUAUUGAUGCAAGAUGGAUUGUUGUUUCAAAGGCAUGCUGGAGAAUAUUUAAAUUCAACCUUUACCGAAUGUACCCAUCAGUUGAAAGGCAUCUUUUGUAUAGGGAAAUCCCAGAAUAUUACAGUUGGCACAGCAAGGAAAAAGAAUGGCGUCGACGCAGGUCACAAAAGAGGGCUAUCGGUCGGAUCUAUACUAUUUCACCAACAGAAAGAGAAAAAUUCUAUUUGCGUAUUCUAUUGUCAAAUGUAAGAGAACCAACUGGUUGGGAUGAUUUGUUAACAGUGAAUGGUGUCCAAUAUUCGUCCUUUAAGCAAUCCAUUCAGCAUCAAAGACUGCUAGAGAGUGAUAGCAGUAUAAGGUCAUGUUUGGUUGAGGCUUCCAUUUUAAGAAUGCCAUGUGCUUUAAGAAGGUUGUUUGCCACCAUCUUAAUUUUUUGUGAGCCAACAGAUGUAAGAAGGUUGUGGGACGAGUUUCUUUCAUACAUGGUAGAUGAUUAUCCAUCAACAAGCACUACAACAUGCCAUGGGUUGACAAAUCGUUUGCUUAGGGAUUUAAAUGACAUCCUCUUACAACAUGGAAAACAUAUUGCACAAUACGAUUUAUCAGCUCUAACCUCGGACAACGACAAUGACAACUUGAUGCCUAGAAUUAUUCAAGAAGAGAUGUCCAUCGAAGUUCCUUGA
Arachis ipaensis is the source of this 1689-nucleotide messenger RNA. RefSeq lists its product as uncharacterized. The record is from RefSeq and is a predicted model, not a curated record. NCBI's taxonomy places the organism in Eukaryota, Viridiplantae, Streptophyta, Magnoliopsida, Fabales, Fabaceae.